Adineta ricciae is the source of this 528-nucleotide messenger RNA. The record is from the annotation of a GenBank genome assembly. Lineage: Eukaryota; Metazoa; Rotifera; Eurotatoria; Adinetida; Adinetidae.
AUGAUACAAAUAAUGCCCGUUGAGAGCAGUACUAAUCAAACGACAGGGUGCACUGACCCCUCAACAGAGAAGACAUUCAACAGUAAAACAACUGUUCACUCUGAAUUAAACAACAUCACAAGAAGAAUGGCUCCGACUCCACCUCACGUUUAUUCUUGCUUCAUCGUAAAUCAUACUGUUCAUCCGAUUGAAUGUACUCUAAAAUACAAUGGUCGUCCCGAAGAAGAGAAAUUUGACGAAGUCAUCAAUGUCAUCGUCGAGGGUAAAAGUGAACAUUACUUUCCUCGGAAGUUUUUUCAGCCAGACCUACCGAAGUCCUAUUGCAAAUGGGUGAAGAUUAUUACACACGUUAGAGUUAAGAGAACGGAGGGCGAAAUCCUGGAAGUCAGUUACCCAUUUGAUGAUGUCGACCGUCCUGUACGAAACUGGGAGUUUCACAUUCAAGACACAGGUGAUAUUUUAUCAAAACCACCAACACGUAUCGUCAAUGUGUUCAAAUACGAGAAUAUGGAUCAAUACGAAUGUUAA